AUGGCUGGGGGUGUGUGGGGCCGGGGCCGGGAUGGCCCUGUGGGGUCCCUAACUCUGACAGCUCUAGCUGAAGGAAUCCGGGCUAACCAGGGGCAGCCUGUGGGACCCUCCUCUACAGGCCCUCAGGCUGAGCACCUGGAGCUUGGACCUGAGGCUGAGAUCCACCCUCGAACGCUCACCCCCGCCUCGGAGGCCCAGCUUGGGAAUGAAGUGGUUGCCCCAACAGCUGGCAGUGGAAACUGUUCCCCACACAACGCCAGGGAGCCAGCCCCUGAGAGAUUCUACCAGGUCUCCCAGUACUCCUGGGAGGAAGGGACGCUUGCAGAUCUUGCGGUGUAUACAGCUGCCUGUUUGGAGGACGCUGGGUAUGCCGGGACCCAAGCAACAGCGCUCACCCUGUCCUCAGCCCUGGAGGCCCGUGGCCAGCGAUUGGAGGACCAGGUCCACAGUCUGGUGCGUGGACUGCUGGCACAGGUGCCUAGCCUGGCGGAGGGGAGGCCCCGGCGGGCAGCCCUCCGGGUGCUGAGCGCGCUGGCUCUGGAGCAUGCGCAGGACGUGGUGUGUGCGCUGCUACCCAGUUCACUUCCCCCUGACCGGGCAGCCGCCGAGCUGUGGCGAAGUCUAAGCAGGAACCAGCGCGUCAACGGGCAGGUGCUGGUGCAACUGCUGUGGGCACUGAAGGGCACCGCAGGUCCUGAGCCCGAGGCACUGGCAGCCACGCGUGCUCUUGGAGAGAUGUUGGCAGUCUCUGGCUGCGUGGGAGCCACGCGAGGCUUCUACCCUCACCUGCUCUUGGCACUGGUCACCCAGCUACACGAGCUGGCUCAAGGUGUUCAUUCCCCGGAGAGCCCUAAGGUUUGGGAGCCUUCUCGCCGAGGCCCACCUCACAGCCACGCCAGCUGCACAGUGGAGGCCUUGAAGGCUCUGCUCAGUGGGGACGGUGGCCGCAUGGUAGUCACGUGCAUGGAGCAAGCAGGAGGCUGGAGGAGACUGGUAGGAGCCCACACUCACCUGGAGGGCGUCCUGCUGCUAGCCAGCGCCAUGGUGACGCAUGCGGACCACCACCUGCGAGGCCUUUUUGCAGACUUGCUUCCUCGGCUACGAAGCGCCAACAACCAGCAGCGCCUCACCGCUAUGGCUUUCUUUACCGGGCUGUUGCAGAGCCAGCCCACUGCACGCCUUUUGCGUGAGGAAGUCAUCCUGGAGCGGCUUCGAACCUGGCAGGGCGACCCAGAGCCCACCGUGCGCUGGCUAGGCCUCCUUGGCCUUGGGCACCUUGCCAUGAAUCGUGGGAAGAUAAGGCAUGUGAACACGCUGCUGCCGGUACUCCUAAGAGCGCUGGGCGAGGGGGACGCGAGGCUCGUGGGCGCUGCCCUGGGUGCGCUGCGGAGAAUACUGCUGCAGCCAGGAGCACCUGUGAGGCUCCUCAGCUCUGAACUGCGACCACGCCUCCCGCCGCUACUGGACGAUGCUCGGGACUCUGUCCGCGCUUCAGCUGUGGGACUCCUCGGGACGCUGGUGCGGCGGGGACAGAGGGGUCUCCGGUUGGGGCUUCGGGGACCCCUGCGGAAAUUGGUGCUACAGAGUCUGGUGCCGUUGCUGCUGCGUCUCCAUGACUCCAGCCAGGACGCCGCUGAGAGCUCGGAGUGGACACUAGCCCGCUGUGAUCGGGCCCUUCGAUGGGGCCUCCUGGAGGAGAUGGUUACUGUGGCCCACUAUGACAGCCCGGAGGCUCUAAGCCGUGUCUGCCACUGCCUGGUUCAGCGGUAUCCAAGCCAUGUUCAGUAUUUCCUGAGUCAGACCCAGGGCUACCUGCGCAGCCCACAGGACGCCUUGCGCCGCGCAGCCACUGUGCUAAUAGGCUUCCUGGUCUAUCACGCUAGCCCCAAUGGAGUCAGUCAGGACCUGUUGGACUCUCUGUUCCAGGAUCUAGGACAGCUGCAGGGCGACCCGGAGUCUUCGGUGUCCUCGGCGGCGCGAGUAUCUGCCCAGCAGGUGGCGCUGCUCGCUCAGGCGCAAGUCCAAACACGCCGCCCCCGCCUCUUCCGUUUCAUCCGCCAUCAUUCAUAUCCGACAAGGCCCCAUCCACUCUAUGACGAUAGUCCAUUCCUACGCCGGAGCCUUGCAGGCCGAUGGAGCUGCCCCGAACCUCGUUGA
Psammomys obesus (fat sand rat) is the source of this 2157-nucleotide messenger RNA. It is a transcript of the gene Mroh6, whose product is annotated as maestro heat like repeat family member 6. The coding region runs from base 1 to 2157 and encodes 718 amino acids. Lineage: Eukaryota; Metazoa; Chordata; Mammalia; Rodentia; Muridae. The record is from RefSeq and is a predicted model, not a curated record. The transcript is spliced from 14 exons. Gene Ontology annotation, cellular component: cytoplasm.